ACCUGGUUUGAAAGAUAAUGACGAUUUGCGAGUGUGUCGAUUAGAAUUGGCCAAAGUUGCUGUUUUCGCUUUGCUGCAACCGCAUCCGCAUCCGCCGUGAGACGGCAUAAUUUCGCAGCGGCACGCGGACCGAAUUCGUGACAAGCAGUUACUCGGGAUAGCUCCUCGAGGGGGAUAAAAAUAAACCAUGAACAAGGAAGCUGCCGAGGACUGUGUGGAACGGGCCGUAAAGUACCUGGCCGAGGGGAAGAUAGAGAAAGCGGAAAAGCUGCUAAGCAAGUCGAUUUCACUCCAUUCGACCAAACGGGCGGAAGAACUGCUGAGUAAGAUCAAAUGUGGAGCGUAUGCGGAAAAUGCCACGUCCGGUAACACUUCGGACGACGGUGUGCGGCAGCGCAGUGCGGCCAAAGGAGACGCGCCAAAGACGGAAAAAAGCAACGAAACGGUUGAGUACACACCGGACCAGCUUGAGGCGGUGAAACGGAUUAAAAAGUGCAAAGAUUACUACGAAGUGCUGGGUGUUACGAAGGAUGCAACCGACUCGGAUAUUAAGAAGGCGUACAAAAAGCUGGCAUUACAGCUGCACCCGGACAAGAACCAUGCCCCGGGUGCGGUGGAAUCAUUCAAAGCGAUCGGUAACGCUGUGGCCAUCCUAACGGACGCGGAGAAACGAAAGUCGUACGAUCUGUAUGGCUCCGAGGAGCACCAUCAACCAACCACGCGCCGAACACGCUAUCAGUAUGAUUACGCGUAUUCGCGUGGCUUCGAAACGGAGUUCACCGCCGAGGAACUGUUUAAUAUGUUUUUCGGCGGCGAAAUCCCGACGCAACACGUUUACACACGCCAAAGACGGUUUCAUCGAGCUGAACAACAACAGUAUCGUGAGCCACAAUCGGGUUUUGCAGCAUUCAUCAACCUUCUGCCCAUCAUUCUGCUUAUUGCGCUGUCGAUGAUGUCUUCGUUCUUCAUUUCGGAUCCAAUCUACAGUCUCACUCCUAGCCAGAAGUUUUCGGUGCCCCGCAAAACGAAUCAACUGAAAAUUCCGUACUACGUAAAGGAAAAUUUCCACUCCGAGUAUCAGGGUUCCGUUGGUCGGCUGGAAGCAUCGGUAGAGGAAGACUAUCUAAACAGUCUAAAACAUUCGUGUUACCGAGAGCGAAAUUACAAGGACACUAUGCUGACGAAGGCGCGAAACUUUGGCGAUCGGGACCUGUACCAGAAGGCGCAAAAUAUUAAUACACCGUCUUGUGAAAAGUUGCAAAACUUGCACAACUAGUCAAAUGGAGUUAAAUUAUUUUCUCUUGAUUUCUACUUCGUAUAAACGUUCAACCCAACCAUCGAUGUCCCAGGUGUGUGUUCGUAUUUGUUUUUGUUCAUCUUCAACGGGUGGUUCCUUGUUCCUUGAUUAAAUUUGGAGACAGUAGCGAAAUGCCAGAUCGCAGAUUGUGGUACUCCCAUCUUCGAUGAUUCGAGCUCCCCGUUUGUGAUGUUCCCAUGGAGACCAGCUGAUACGGAGCUGGCGAUUUUGCAUGCAACCAACCGAAUAGCCAAUAUCAGCGGACGUACGUAGUACUGUGACGUUAACGAAUUGCUGUUUUUAUAUUGCUGUAGGAAAGCGACAGUGGAAAUGAAGACGAAAAAGCACUUUAACUAGAAGCAUAAGUAGGAAGGUGUGUAGAUAAUUUAUGAAAACGCUCUUGAUUCAAAAUAAAAACAAAAUAAACUCAAAUAAACACGACGAAUGCGUACGGGAU
Molecule: messenger RNA, 1754 nt
Organism: Anopheles cruzii
Lineage: Eukaryota; Metazoa; Arthropoda; Insecta; Diptera; Culicidae
Product: dnaJ homolog subfamily B member 14
Exons: 7
Coding region: 188-1276 (362 amino acids)
Biological process (GO): cellular response to misfolded protein
Cellular component (GO): endoplasmic reticulum membrane
Molecular function (GO): Hsp70 protein binding
Source: RefSeq, a predicted model, not a curated record